Periconia digitata is the source of this 1431-nucleotide messenger RNA. NCBI's taxonomy places the organism in Eukaryota, Fungi, Ascomycota, Dothideomycetes, Pleosporales, Periconiaceae. The record is from the annotation of a GenBank genome assembly.
CCUUGUCCCCCAGACGAAAUGAUCCUCCGGCGACGCUGUGGUGCCUCUGAUUGUCUAGCUUUCUUCUUCAUCACUUCACUUUUACUGUUCUUCAUCUUAGUCUGCUCCAUCUUGUACGGCACCCGAACCGAAAGCCCCUCGCUCCCGCCCCUAGUCAAGGAGGUCCUCCCCGCCGGCCGCUGCCUGUGCGAGUUCAGUACCAUCUUUCAGUGUGAUACUUGCUUGGAUUGCGCCUCGAGCCCGGCUGUACUAUUGAAUACAACAUCGGGGGAGGGAGAGGCUUGGAUCUUCGACCACCGCCGCGAUGGCCAUAAUUAUGGCCUGGAUGAAAACCAAUGCGAUUCGGCGUUCCCUGGUCUAUUUGAGGACGUGAACAGAGCCAAGAAACACAGGAAGCAGAUUGGCAAAAUCACCGAGGAAGAGCUGACGAGCUUCAAGAUGACAAAGGGAAUGGUGCGGGUCCUCAUCUACCAUGGUCAUCUCCAUGUCCUACAAACAUUCCUGGUCGAUAACGUCAACCGUCAAAAGGCUUUGGCUUCACUUUCCGCUCUGCAUCGCGCUCUCAUUUCCUCAAACGACCGCUCUGCGACUCCCAACAUUGAGUUCAUCCUGAGUGUCGAAGAUCUCCCCGCUGAACCAGAAAAGCCCCUUUGGGUACUCGCACGCCGUGCACAAGACAAAGAGCUGUGGCUCAUGCCGGACUUUGGAUGGUGGAGUUGGGACAUGCCGCAGAUUGGCACACUGGACGAAGUCGCCAUCGAGGCUGUACAGCGCGAGAGCAUGGAGCCUUGGGACCAGAAGCUAGAGAAGCUCGUAUGGCGUGGCAAGGUGACUAUGGCGCCGAAAUUGCGUAGGGCGCUCUUAGAAGCCGCAAAAGGGCAACCGUGGAGUGAUGUCGGACAAUUGAAGUGGGCGGCGCCCAACUUCCAGCAACAAUUCAAAGGACCAGUCGAUCAGUGUCAGUACAAGUUCAUUGCACAUGCAGAAGGACGCUCCUACUCCGGCGCCCUCAAAUACCGACAACUCUGUCGCUCUGUUAUCGUGUCGCACAAACUGCAAUGGAUCCAGCACUACCACUACCUCUUCCUCUCGUCGGGUCCCAACCAAAACUUUGUCGAAGUAGAGCGCGACUUCUCCGACCUGUCCUCGGCCAUGGAUGACCUGCUUGCGCAUCCUGAGAAGGCAAAGCGCAUUGCCGACAACAGCGUCGCGAUCUUUAGGGAUCGAUACCUGACGGCUGCUGCAGAAGCCUGCUACUGGCGUGCUCUUGUUCGGGCGUACAGAGAGGUCACGUUCGAGCCGCUACUGUAUAACAGCGGGGUUGAAGUCGGUGCAGCCAUCAAGAGGCGGGAAAAGAGGGGUGUGAGGUUCGAGACUUUUAUGCUCUACGAAUCAGACAAGCAGAUGGAGUUCCCCCAAAGCGCGGAAUAA